AUGAAUAUAGCUGGUUUUGACCUUCGAGGGUGGGAAUAUAGUAAUGAUAAUUCCCAUGACAACCAGGCGACAGUAUUAGGCGUUAAUUGGGGUAAAAAAGCUGACACGUUAGCAGUAAAAAUACCAGUUUUUCCAGAGUUACGUGAUUCGAAAAUAACGAAAAGGAAUAUUCUUUCGUUGGCACACCGUAUUUUUGAUUUAUUGGGUUUUGUAUGUCCUGUUAUGCUUUGCCCACGAAUUCUGUUACAGGAAACCUGGAGUGAAAAUUUGACGUGGGAUGAUGAAGUUCCAGACGAAUUAAAAAAUAAAUUUUUGAAGUGGAUGGAAGAUUUGAAAGAGCUUAAUGAGAUUAGAAUUCCACGAUGUUUUUUAGGACAAAUCUCUGAGUCGGAUAACGUAAGUUUGCAUGUAUUCUGCGAUGCCAGUAAAGUCGCGUAUGCCACAGUUAUUUUCAUUUGCGUUGAAAAUAGUGAUGGUGUGAAAGUUCACUUUGUACAAGCGAAAACGCGAGUUGCGCCUGCUAGGAAAGGCAAUACGGAUGCGCGAACAAGCAUACCGCGUUUAGAAUUGUUAGCUGCGACAAUAGGCGCUAGAUUAGCGAGAAAUGUAUUAGACGCGCUUAAUUUUAAAACGCUAAAACUCUUUUAUUGUACCGAUUCCUCGACCGUGUUAGCAUGGAUCCAAAGAGAAUGUAAUUGGGCUACGUUUGUGUACAACAGAGUAAAAGAAAUACGUAUGCUAUCGGAUCCCGCGUGUUGGCAUCAUGUUCAGGGCAGUUUGAAUCCCGCAGACUUACCAUCGAGAGGCUGUACGGUGAAACAGAUUAUGUCUGCGAAAUGGUGGGAGAGACCUGUGGCUAUAUGA
Molecule: messenger RNA, 864 nt
Organism: Temnothorax curvispinosus
Lineage: Eukaryota; Metazoa; Arthropoda; Insecta; Hymenoptera; Formicidae
Exons: 1
Coding region: 1-864 (287 amino acids)
Source: RefSeq, a predicted model, not a curated record